Striga hermonthica is the source of this 1770-nucleotide messenger RNA. Lineage: Eukaryota; Viridiplantae; Streptophyta; Magnoliopsida; Lamiales; Orobanchaceae. The record is from the annotation of a GenBank genome assembly.
AUGGAACCCCCAAGGGGUUUGUGGGCUUCUUCAUGGAGCUUCAUCCGUUUCUUGCCUUUUUUCGUUGGCCUCCUCGUACUCGGCUUCGUUAAAGGUAUCAUUAUGUUCCCAGUGGUAUUUCUCAUAAUAAUAACCGGAGCCUCUAGCAUAAUAUUCGGACUUUGGCCUAUCCACAGCUUUUAUACUUACUAUUGCAUUUUGAGUACAAAAAAAUUCGGACCGGCUUUGAAGCUCAUACUCUGCAUAUUCCUUCCUGCCAUCCUAAUAGCAUGGCCGCCUAUCGGGAUUGCUUGCAGUGUUAUAGGUGGGGCCGCAUAUGGCCUUCUUGCACCAAUGUUUGCCACUUUUCAGGCAGUUGAGGAAGGGAAGACGGACAAAUUUUAUCACUGUAUUUUCGAUGGAAUUUGGAGCACUUUCGAGUCAAGCUUCACGAUAAUUAGGGAUUUUCUGGAUGUUUGUUACUAUUCUUACUUCUCCAUUAUGGAUGAUUUAAGGCGUCAAGGGCCUCCAGAGGGGAAAUACUAUGAGAUUAGCUUGUUAUACGUUCCCCUAGGCCUAAUAGCCGGGGCACUGGGGUCCAUCAUUGAUCUCCCCGUGAUCACAGUUAUAGCCUUGUGCAAGAGUCCGUAUAUGCUUCUUAAAGGUUGGCAUCGGUUGUUUCACGAUUGCAUAGGGCGUGAAGGACCGUUCUUGGAGACUAUAUGCGUCCCAUUUGCCGGCCUUGCAAUUUUACUGUGGCCAUUGGCUGUUGUGGGGGCUGUGUUGGGAUCAAUUCUGUCGAGCAUUUUCUUGGGUGCUUUUGCAGCAGUUGUAGUGUAUCAGGAGAAAUCUUUCUGGUUUGGACUUUGUUAUAUUGUUUCUUCUUUGUCGAUAUACGAUGAGUACAGCAAUGACAUUCUUGAUAUGCCCGAAGGUUCCUGCUUCCCGAGGCCCAGAUACAGAAAGAAGACCCCAUCACGAACUACCUCUCAUUCUGCUUCUUUCUGGAGACCCAACUCUUUCAAAAAUCCACCCGCACGUGCAAAUUCAAUGAGCACGCCUAUGCUUGAGUUGAAGCCCCUUGAGUUAGCUGAUGCCUUGUUCAAAGAGUGUCAAAGACAUGGUGAAAUCAUGGCUUUGGAAGGUAUAAUUACCCUAAAAGACAUUGAAGAUGCAAAGAAUAACAAAGACAGUGGUGGGGUAAUAAGCAUUGGUUUACCUGCUUAUUGCAUUCUUCAGUCACUCUUGCGUUCGGCAAAAGCCAACUCUAGUGGGAUUUUGCUUGGUGACAAUGUUACUGAAAUAACUUCCUCAAACAGGCCGAAAGAUACGUUCUUCGACUGGUUUCUUAAUCCUCUAUUGAUUAUCAAGGACCAGAUUAAAGCUGACAAUCUUUCUCAAACGGAGGAAGAAUAUCUUGGCAAGUUAGUGAUAUUGAGUGGUGAUCCUUCACGAUUAAAGAAUUUGAACAUUGGUCCCGUACCUGAAUCCGAGAUUAGGCAUGCCGAACUUAAUGCAAUUGCUCGAAGAUUACGAGGGAUCACUAAAUCAAUAUCAAGAUAUCCAACUUUCAGACGUCGUUUCGAUAGUAGCAUAAAGAACAUUCUAGAAGAGCUCGGUAAGAGGAAUGGCAGUAGCAUCAAAUCCAGCACUAGUUCAAAGAACAUGGGUAGAUCGAAAAGUAUGUUGGAACGCUUUUUUAGCCAGAAAUCCUUUAAAGGCAGAUCAGACGACAAUGGUGCUGAUCAACCGGCUCAGACAGCAUCGGAGGUGGACAUUGAAAUCAGAUAA